Molecule: messenger RNA, 1248 nt
Organism: Conger conger (European conger)
Lineage: Eukaryota; Metazoa; Chordata; Actinopteri; Anguilliformes; Congridae
Product: butyrophilin-like protein 2
Exons: 5
Coding region: 1-1248 (415 amino acids)
Source: RefSeq, a predicted model, not a curated record
AUGCGCAUAGAGUGGUACAGACCGCAGCACAGAGACCCACUGGUGCAUCUCUACCUUCUGGGAGAGAGCAGGAAUGAGCACCAGAACCCAUCAUACAGCGGAAGGACCGGACUCUUCCCUGAGGAACUGAGGAAGGGCAAUACGUCUCUGAGGCUGGGCAGGGUCCAGGUCUCUGAUGAGGGGCAGUAUUCAUGUUACAUUCAGUCCAAGUCUGACAAUAAUUACCGCAUCAUGGUUUCACUGGAAGUAAGAGCUGUAGGAACUGAGCCAGUGAUCUUCACAGAAGCAGAUGAAGAAGUGGAGGUUGGCCUGCUGUGUGAAUCUAAAGGCUGGUAUCCUCAGCCUGACCUCAUCUGGCAGGACAGCGGGGGUCACAAUCUCACCACUGAGAAACCUGAGAUACUCAGGGACAGCCUGGACCUCAUUGCCAUAAGAACACGUGUCGUCAUAAAGAUAGAAGGCAGCAGCACAUUCACCUGUCGUGUUCUGCAGCAGAAGCUCAAUGAAGAAAAAGUGACAGAGUUUAACCUCCAUGAGAUGAAGGCUGAUUGGUCAAUGUGCCCGUAUUUUAUUCUCCUGAUCCUCCACCAGACCUCCAGAUCAGAGAUGUUCCAGCUUCUGGGUCCAGCUAGUCCUGUCAUUGCUGUAGUUGGUGAAGAUGUUGUCCUUCCCACUCACCUCAAACCCAACAUAAGUGCAGAGGAUAUGCACAUAGAGUGGUUCAGACCACAGAACAGAGACCCACUGGUGCAUCUCUACCUUCUGGGAGAGAGCAGGAAUGAGCACCAGAACCCAUCGUACAGCGGAAGGACCGCACUCUUCCCUGAGGAACUGAGGGAGGGCAAUACGUCUCUGAGGCUGGGCAGGGUCCAGGUCUCUGAUGAGGGGCAGUACUCAUGUUACAUUCAGUCCAAGUCUGACAAUAAUUACCGCAUCAUGGUUUCACUGGAAGUAAGAGCUGUAGGAACUGAGCCAGUGAUCUUCAGGGAAGCAGAUGAAGAAGGGGAGGUUGGCCUGCUGUGUGAAUCUAAAGGCUGGUAUCCUCAGCCUGACCUCAUCUGGCAGGACAGCAGGGGUCAUAAUCUCACCACUGAGAAACCUGAGAUACUCAGGGACAGCCUGGGCCUCAUUGCCAUAAGAACACGUGUCGUCAUAAAGAGAGAAGGCAGCAGCAGAUUCACCUGUCGAGUUCUGCAGCAGAAGCUCAAUGAGGAAAAGGUGACAGAGUUUAAGCUCCAUGGUGAGUAA